AUGUCGACAGAAUCUAUCACCGAAAAGAUUAAGGCUCCGGAGCCAGUGGCGGAGGAGGAGGACCACCAUGGCGAAUUGGUUAACGCGUCUGGUCAUCGUCAGGAGGUCGACCGAAACUUCAGCUUGAUCAGUCUGUGUGCUAUCGCCGUCACGACUGGUAACACGUGGAUUGCCCAGGGUGGUAGUGUGGUGACAGCAUUGAGUAACGGUGGAUUGGCUGGAUGUAUUUAUGAAUUUAUCGCUGUUUCAAUUUGUUACUGGAUGGUCGCUGCCUCGCUUGCUGAGUUGGCAUCCGGUAUGCCCUCGUCUAGUGGUGUUUACCAUUGGGCUUCCAUCACGGCUGGCAAGUAUGGUCGUGUCUGCGGAUUUUUCGCUGGUUGGUGGAACUGUUUGGCUUGGAUCCUAGGUGCCGCCUCGAUGUCAUUGAUUAUGGGCCAGCAGACCGUUUCCAUGUAUGCUCUGAUGCAUCCCGGUUUCGAAGUCAAACCAUGGAAUACCUUCGUCAGCUUCCUCAUCUGCACAUGGGUGUGCUGCUGCAUCGUGCUUUUCAUGAACCGCUUCUUGCCAUACAUCGGUAACCUCGGCAUGUUUUUCAUUCUUGCUGGUGUAUUCAUUACCAUCAUCGUCUGUGUUGUGAUGCCUUCUGUCAACGGCGUUGGUUACGAAUCCAACUAUGUUGUCUGGCAGGAAUGGACGAAUGAGACCAAUUACUCGCAACAAGGCUUUGUUUUCGUGAUGGGUAUGCUGAACGGUGCUUACAGUGUUGGAACUCCCGACUGUUCUUCCCACUUGGCUGAAGAAAUUCCCAAGCCCAGCCGCAACAUUCCCAAGGCUGUUCUUGCUCAGAUGGGUGUUGGCUUUAUCACCGGUCUCCUGUAUAUGAUUGCCAUCUUCUACUCCAUCCAAGACCUGGAUGCCGUUGCCAACAGCAGUUACAAAUUCCCUCUUGCUGAGAUCUACUUCCAGGCCACAGGAUCCCGUGGUGGUGGCUUGGGUCUUUUGAUCGUCGCCUUCAUCCCGACUCUGAUCACCGCAACUGGUUGCUACAUCACUGCCGGUCGCACUCUCUGGACUAUCUCCCGCGACCGUGCUACUCCUUUCCCCAAGUGGUUGGGUCACAUCAACACCACCUACCAGAACCCAUUCAACGCUACUUUCGUUUGCGGUGUUCUCGUCACCAUCCUCGCCUGCAUUUAUCUCGGAUCUUCCACCGCCUUUAGCGCUUUCGUUGGAUGCUUCGUUCAACUGUCCAGUCUCUCUUACUUUAUGGCCAUCUUCCCCCACAUUCUCACCAAGCGCAAUUCUUUCGUUCCUGGGUUUUUCUUCAUGAACAACAAGAUCGGCUAUGUUAUCAACGCUCUUUCCUGCAUCUACAUCCUCGCUUUCGUCGUCAUCUUCUGCUUCCCUUACGCCCUCCCCGCUGAGGCUGCUUCGAUGAACUACGCAUCCUUGAUGACUGGUGGACUAUCGAUCUUUGUCACUAUUUGGUGGUUCAUUCGCCAGGGUUCAUACGAGGGACCUCAGAAUAUCCCCUUGACCGAUAAGGCUCUGAUGGAGGAUGCCCAGUAA
Molecule: messenger RNA, 1569 nt
Organism: Penicillium malachiteum
Lineage: Eukaryota; Fungi; Ascomycota; Eurotiomycetes; Eurotiales; Aspergillaceae
Exons: 2
Coding region: 1-1569 (522 amino acids)
Biological process (GO): transmembrane transport
Cellular component (GO): membrane
Molecular function (GO): transmembrane transporter activity
Source: RefSeq, a predicted model, not a curated record